Asparagus officinalis (garden asparagus) is the source of this 1196-nucleotide messenger RNA. RefSeq lists its product as uncharacterized. NCBI's taxonomy places the organism in Eukaryota, Viridiplantae, Streptophyta, Magnoliopsida, Asparagales, Asparagaceae. The record is from RefSeq and is a predicted model, not a curated record. The coding region runs from base 364 to 1038 and encodes 224 amino acids. The transcript is spliced from 2 exons.
GCACUAAAUAACUUUCACGAGAUGCUAAUACAAUGCAUUGUUCAGACACAGCAGCUGUACUUUAGACCACAAUUUCAUAUUUGUUAAAAAAGAGAGGAAAAAAAAAACACUGCUAUUAUAUAUUAUUAUUUAAAUGUAAUGCCAUCAAGUUGCGAGGCUCUUCACUCGCACCCUGAAACUCUUGAGACUCUAGAACCGAAGAACAAAUCUAAACAAACCAAAAGCAACCUACAAGACCUACGACGACGAAGAGCUGAAACCUUCAGAAUCUAAAAAAAAAAAGGGAACCUAAACAAAUUGUGUAGGCUAAGGACGAUAAAGGUCAUACUGAGACCAUAGCUUAUCCUCACAAGCCUCUCCUCCAUGGAACCUCUCCCACGGCCUCAUCGCGCUCCAAUGCACCAGACUGACCUCCCCUUCGCCGUACAUCACCUUGCAAUCUCCAUCCAAAUCCAACUCGAUCCUGUCCCAUCUCUCAUCGAUCCCCUCCGCUGCUCCUCUAAGCGCCAUCACCAUCGGGUCGUAGAUCCACUCCCCCUUCUGCAUCCUCACCAUCAGCUCCUCAACCCUCUCCGAGUAGUUGCCUUCCCUCCAUCUCCCCAAGUCCACCACCAUCACCCCUGUCUUGAAGUAACACUGCUUCUUCGCCACGCAGUACCUUGGUGCGGCGAUGACGGAGCUGUUAUGGCGGAACCUUGUGUUCCAGACAUCGGCCAGGUAGCCACGCGCGUAGCUCAGGGAGUCGUGCACGAAUUUUUGUUCGACGAGGGCUUGGACGGCUUUUUGUUCGAAGGUGGAGAUGCGGAAGCUGAGCCAAGGGAAGAUGAACUCGAGGAGGGCUCGGUAGUUGUUGUUGUCGUCGGAGGGGGAGAUGAGGAAGUGGAAGCGGAGGUUGUUGGGGCAAGAAGAGUGGGAGAGGAUGGAGAAGAUGGAGGAGACGAGGCCUCUCAGGGAGUUGAAGUCCAGGGUCAUGGCGACGUUGACGUGGGCAUUGGAGCAGCCGUGGUGGUGGGAGUUGUUGGGUAUCGGUGCUCGUGAGAAGCUUUGGAGGAGGGGAGAGUUUUGGGACGUGGGUUUCUUGAAGAAGUUUGCGCGAAUCGCGACGGAGGGGGAGAUGAGGAGGAGGAGGACGAGGAAGAGAGAGGGGGCGACGGGAGACGAAGCCAUCGCUCGAGAGAUUUGAGAUGCGAAGAAGG